ACGGCGGAGGCGGGCGGGCCGCGGUGCCGGACGGGCGGCCGCGGCAAGAUGGCGGUGGCGGGCAGAGGGUCUGCGGCCGUGAAACCCAUCUUCAGCCGGGACCUGAGCGAGGCCAAGCGGCGCGUGAGGGAGCUGUACCGCGCCUGGUACCGUGAGGUGCCCAACGCGGUGCACCUGUACCAGCUAGACAUCACAGCCAAGCAGGGCCGGAACAAGGUGCGGGAGAUGUUCAUGAAGAACGCCCAUGUGACGGAUCCGCGGGUGAUCGACAUGCUGGUGAUUAAGGGGAAAAUGGAGCUCCAAGAAACCAUAAAUGUCUGGAAGCAGAGGACUCACGUCAUGAGGUAUUUUCAUGAGACAGAAACCCCACGACCUAAAGACUUUCUGUCCAAAUUCUAUGAAGGCCACGAUCCAUGAAACAGAUCCUGUGUUUUCCUGUCUUGUAUUACAAAUAAAGUUCUACAUAGUACAAUAAAAAUAUCUGUACAGAGAGAUGGCA
Messenger RNA from Coturnix japonica (Japanese quail), 499 nucleotides. It is a transcript of the gene NDUFA6, whose product is annotated as NADH:ubiquinone oxidoreductase subunit A6. The record is from RefSeq and is a predicted model, not a curated record. Lineage: Eukaryota; Metazoa; Chordata; Aves; Galliformes; Phasianidae. Gene Ontology annotation, biological process: response to oxidative stress. Gene Ontology annotation, cellular component: respiratory chain complex I.